GUGGGCGUAGAUAAGGCGGAGACGCAUCUACACGCCUUGAGUCCUCCUGUUGGGCUUCUCCGUUGGACUGUGCCAAACAAAGUUAUUCUUCGAAGGAGGCUGCCCCUGAUAGGCAGGCAAACGGUCAAUAACGAGGCUGCGAAAGAGGCCCUGUGCCAAACAUUUUGAUGGUCCGUGAAACAUCAUCUCAGGGAAUUGGCCACUGAACAUCACAAGUCAUGUACCAAGUAGUACCAGGAGGAGCUGGGGGCACUAUUACGGAUGUCAUCCCCAAGCAGAAACACACAAAGGACACCCGACCGUUGGUUGGAGCCGGAGUCAUUGGUCUGGUGCUGGUGAUCGCGGCUGUAACUGCCUGGUGUUAUUACAUAGCCUCUCUACGCAAAGCUGAGCUGUUGAAGACUCAGCUGUUGGAUCUGAAUAAAGAUGGCUAUAUUAUUCGCAAUCAAGGAGGGUCUAUUGUUUUCAGAAUGGACUUCAGAUCUGGAACCCUUGAUUUGGACUCCUGCUCUAAAGAAGGAGAGAUGCUGAGCUGUGGACGCACCACUGACAGAAAACUGAACUUUUUCAUUGAGACCGUACGACCUAAGGACACUGUGCAGUGUUACCGUGUGCGUUGGGAGGAGCUUGUUCCAGAUAUACCUGUUGAGCAUGCCAUGACCUACAAGUUUGCACACUGGUAUGGAGGUGCAGUGUCAGCUAUUCAGCACUGGCCUAUUUCCCUCUCAGGCCAGCAGGCUCCCAAACCCUUUGUUACAAGUGACAUCUAUUCAAAUCGUGAUGAAUUUGGUGGCAUUUUGGAGAGUUACUGGCUUUCAUCCAAUGCUACUGCCAUCAAGAUCAAUAAUUCAGUGCCUUUUCAUCUUGGCUGGAAUGAUACUGAGAAGACUAUGUACUUCCAGGCACGAUACAAUGAUAGUCCGUUUAAACCAAACCCCGGGGAGGCACCAUGUGCUGAACUUAGCUACAGAGUUUGUGUUGGUCUGGAUGUGACAUCCAUACACAAGUACAUGGUUCGCAGGUACUUCAAUAAACCAUACAAAGUGCCUGCCAAAGUCAUGUUCAGCCAUCCUAUUUGGUCGACCUGGGCAUUACAUAAAACUAAAAUAGAUCAAGAGAAACUAUUGGAAUAUGCCGCUAACAUCCGCAAAUAUAACUUUAACUGUAGCCAUCUGGAACUAGAUGAUGGCUACACUAGCCACUAUGGAGAAUUUGAAUUUGAUCCAGUCAAGUUCCCCAAUGCCUCCGACAUGUUCCAAAAGUUGAAAACGGAUGGAUUUUUGGUUUCUCUGUGGAUUCACCCUUUUGUUAAUUAUGACUCCGCAAACUUCCAUACUUGUGUAGAAAGGGACUUGUUUGUUCGAGAGCCUACUGGCCGACUACCAGCUCUGGUACGUUGGUGGAAUGGCGUUGGUGGAAUUUUGGACUUCACAAAUCCAGAGGCCCGUGAGUGGUUUGCUUCCAAGCUACGUUCACUGCGUUCAAGGUACGGAGUGGCCUCCUUUAAGUUUGACGCAGGUGAGACAAACUACUUACCGUGGAAAUUUAGCACCCGGACUCCGAUUCGGGACCCAAGUUUUUUCACCAGACGUUACACCGAAAUGGCCAUCCUCUACAAUGAUAGAGCUGAGCUGCGCAGCGGCUAUCAAUCACAGAACAUCUCCUGCUUCUUCAGACCAAUUGACAGAGAUUCUGUGUGGGGCUAUGAGUUGGGUCUCAAAUCCCUUAUUCCCACCGUGCUCACCAUCAGCAUUCUUGGGUACCAGUUCAUUCUCCCAGACAUGAUCGGAGGGAACGCCUAUCUAAACCGCACUGACGGAAGGCACACAUUACCUGACCGGGAGCUGUAUAUCCGGUGGUUGGAGCUGUCGGCCUUCAUGCCCUCUAUGCAGUUUUCAGUUCCGCCAUGGGAAUAUGGAGACGAGGUGGUUGAGAUUGCUCGAAAAUACACGGCCCUCCAUGAAAGUAUUGUGGCACCGCGGGUCCUGGAGCUGGCAAGUGAGGUGGUUGAUACUGGGGACCCAAUCAUACGCCCCCUGUGGUGGAUUGCCACAGGUGACGAGACAGCCUAUAAAAUUGAUUCCCAGUUCCUGAUUGGGGAUGACCUCAUGGUAGCGCCAGUGUUGGAGCCUGGGAAGCAAGAACGCGACAUCUACCUCCCUGCUGGCCACUGGAGGAGCUACAAGGGGGAGAGGUUUGACAUCAAAGAGCCACUGCACCUUACAGACUAUCCUGUAGAUCUGGAUGAAAUUGCAUACUUUGUUUGGGUUUAGCAAAAAACAGGAAUUGCAAACUUAAUAAUCCUUUGCUCCAAUUUGGAUGCUGCGUAUGUCUCACAAAUUGAUCUUUUCUGAUUGAUUUGUCAUGUUGAAAGUGAAGCUUCUGACAGGUUUUCAUCUUAACCCAAGAUUAAUACAAAUAUGUGAUAUUUGUGUUACUGGUGCUCAGCAUUUUUGUACCAUUUUAUCAUUUUACUACACUUAAAAAGACAUUAAAGCAUCUUAUUUUUUGUCAGUUUUGAGGUUAUGUAUGGUGAGGCGCUGCACAGCAGUAAUAUACAGAGGACAGACAAGUCUUAAGACAACAAAAUGCUAACUGUUCAAAUAGCAGUGUCUUUAUGACUUCAGCUAGAUUUGGCUGUCAUGUCGUUAAACCCCAGUCAGGCUGUGGCACCAAAAUAACAGUAUGUGCUCAAACCAUAACAGCAAUAUUAAAAUCAUAUAAGAUAAGUUUUUGGGGUACUUUAAAAAAAAGAAAAAUUGUCUAAAGUUUAUUUUGUUGCUACAAGUAACUAAUUUUAUACAUUUUUUUGGAAAAGGGAAUCUGCAAACUGUGAAUUUCAUGCCAUUCAGCUGUUAUGUUUUUGAGAAAACAGCACGUUGAAUGUUGGGUACGCCAAACAAAUGAUGGUGUGUUUCCAUAAAACACACCGUUGUCUUCAUGAUAGCUUGGGGGUAUUUUAAGCUCCUGUAAAAGUAAUGACCGUCCAACUCAUCUUCUCUUGAUCCUUGUCGAAAAGGCAGGUACGCUUCACUCGUUGGUACAAAAGCUUGUGGGUUAAUCAUUACAAAUGACAUGCUCUCAUUUCUGUAACAUAGUGUCACGUAACAAUGUUUAGCCAUAAAGAAUUUGCCUUGUGCUGUCCUCUUCAGUAUUUGUUACUAUUCCUCAGGUAACUUCUUUCUCAGGCUGUUCUGUGUGUGAAAAGCAUCUGCUUACUAUGUUUAAUGUUGAAUCUGAAGGCAGUAUUACAGCUAGUAAUGCUAUGAUGUGGCACAAAUCUUUUGCUACAUAAAAAUAAGCUUUUCUGUAGGAUUCUCUAAUAUAUAAUAUAUACGUGAUGAUAAAUUUGUGCAAUAUGUAAUAAAUACAGCUAAAUUAAGCUGUGACAGUUAUUAAAUUGUAACAUUUUAACCUCAUUGUAUAUAUUUAAUUUGUGUAAUAUUGCUGCCACAUUGUUUUAAUUGAGUUUUAAAGCAUUUGAGAUGUAUGCAUAUUGUUUAACAGGCCAAAUCUGAGGAGUGAGUGAACCGGUUAUUGAUUUUUUUCUCAUUGUUUUUGGUGUCUUAACUACUUGUUUAACCAAGUGGGUCACAAGUGCUGCAGGACAUGUUUAUUCUAUGAUCUUUAGACAUGGUGUUGUCCUUGAAUCUUCCUAUUAGUAGUUGUAAGGUGUUACUAUUUUCAUUCAAUCAAAGAACAUCAUAUGCAAUCGUGUAUCUUAAUGUCCAGAUGAAAUGCGUAUCGAUCUUGUGAAAGAAGACUCAACUCUCUAGUGGCAGUACCGGGAGCACGGGCCUUCGCUCGUGCCUCGGAUAUCAGCGCGGACUGAUCUGUUGAAAAUAUUCUAUUAAUAAUUAAAAUGACUUAAUUUCUAAUUAAACAAAAGAAUAAUAUUUAAUAAUGUCCAUCUUAGGCUUUCAUUAAAAACAGUGGCGAGAUGAAUUCUCUUGGCUUUUGAAGCAGUGAUAAAAAUAUGCCUUUUGAAACGAGGCUGAGGCACAGUCCAGUGUCUUUGUAGUUGGUGUGCAAUCUUUCCCUUUAAAAUCUAUUUAUUCUCUCUGCCUUUGACCCAUGACCUACCAUGCUCCUGGAGCUGACUUGUGCCUUUGACUUGCAGCUUGUGCUGAACCCAGUGGCUUAUGUUUGUGGCUUUUACCACUGGUUCAGUUUAGUAUCCAUCUAUAUAUAUAUCUGGGGCUAUUUCUGUCUCACUUUCUUGGUCUGUGGUAAGACAGCCUGUUUUCUGGAGAGUAAUGUUGCUUUCCACCUUUGUUUUGAACGUUUUUAUUUUUAUUGCAAGUCCGCAACAUUUGCGUGUGACUGAAAUCGAGGCAAAGAUUUUUUUGUUGUGUAUAUUGUAUGAAUGUGUUAAAAUGAAUUAAAUGUGUCUUUGCCAUUUCUCUAUUUGACCUGUUCUUAAUUACAAGAUUAAGAAAAACAAACAAAAACAAGAUCAAAUAGUUACAUUUGGUACCAUGGCAGACAUUUCCGGACAACUCUUUAAAACCUAUACGCAAGUACUGUAAGAGUACCUUUUACGAUCAUCAAUAAAUGAAAUGCAAGAAGAAAAAAAGACCAAUGGGUGUGAAAUUUAUGUCUGUCAGCUGCCCAUGCAAUCAGUGAGCCACUAACAACCCUAUAACCUCUUAUGAGACUGCAAUACAUGAAAAGUAAUGUGCCAAUCUGUGCAAUAUUGAAAGAGACACCCUUGAGGGACUUUUCCAACUUU
Molecule: messenger RNA, 4732 nt
Organism: Menidia menidia (Atlantic silverside)
Lineage: Eukaryota; Metazoa; Chordata; Actinopteri; Atheriniformes; Atherinopsidae
Source: the annotation of a GenBank genome assembly